GUGGCUCUGUCUGAACUGUCAGACCCAACGGCUGAUGUCCGGAGGACUCGGAGACCCCUCUCCUGUUCCUCAUCCGUCUCCAAAGCACCAACCAAUGGGAUCUCCACGCCACCUGGCACCAGCCAGUCAGCAGCCAGCUCAGAAGCCGCCCUUCCUGAAAUCGACCAAUCAGCAGCAGCAAGGGCCAAGAACGAUGCAGCCGCAGCCGCCACAGACAGGCCUGGGGAGCGGACCUUUCGCAGUGAAGCAAUCCGGGGACACAAAGGCUCCUGUCCAGCCCACACCUUCCAAUGAGCCCCCAAAACAACCGAAGGCCACGGAAGAGACUAUGCCAAAGUCAGAGGAGCUGGUGGAACCUGCCAUAGACACCAAACUAACUCAGAAGAAGGGAGAGCCAAUCACAAAAGACCUAAAGAAGUCAAGACAUUAUGACGAGACCAAGAACAGCACUCAAGACCUGUCACGAAGCCCCCAGAGCCUGAGCGACACCGGCUACUCCUCGGAUGGCAUCUCCAGCUCACACAGUGAGAUCACCGGCCUCAUCCAGGAGGAGGAGAUGAAGCUGAGCGAGAGGGGCAUCAGCGGACGUGGCAGCCCCCCCAGCCCUUCCGAGAUCACCAAGCUGGAGAGUUCCAUGAGGCCCCUGCUGGAGUCCAAGACCCUGCCGGCCGAGGAGAGGGAGCGCGAACGGGGCCGGGGCAGGCACCACCGAGAGCAGAGGCCCCGGUCGCUGUCCAUCACCCCAGAGGCCUAUGACUCUGAUGAGGAGCUGGAGGACAUCGUGGAGGAGGAGGAGGACGGAGGGGACUGGGAGUCCAAACGGGAGCACAAGAGCAGUGUCACUCCCAAAGAUGAGAAGAAAGUGGCCGAGCCGGUGCCAAUGACAGAUGAGGAGUUCAUGCGGAGGCAGAUCAUGGAGAUGAGCGCAGACGAGGACAACGAAGAAGAGGAGGACAUGGAGGAGGAGGAUGAGGAGGACGAAGGCUACGGUUACCAAAAACCGAAAAAGACACACAAGCACAUCUCGGAGUCAAUGAAAGAGAAACGCCGCCUAUCUCAUCACUCCAGCAGCUUCGAGGAGGAGACCAAAAGCUCCAGUGACAUCUACAAAGGUUCUGCGGAGGAAGGAGAGGAGGGUGGCCUGGGGGGCCUGCGCCGCUUCAAGACCAUUGAGCUCAACAACACCAACAGCUACAGCCAUGACAUGGAGCUCAACAAUGAAAAUGACCUCAGUCUGGACCGAGAACCCGAGCUAGAGAUGGAGAGCCUGACGGGAUCUCCUGAGGAGCGCUCCAGGGGAGAGUACUCCUCCACCCUGCCACCCACCACCUCCAGCUAUAACUCUGGCACCUCACCCACCUCCAUCUCCUCCAUGGAGGACGACAGUGACAGCAGUCCCAGCCGCAGACAGAGACUGGAGGACGCCAAGCAGCAGAGGAAAGCCCGGCACCGCUCCCAUGGCUCCCUGCUGCCCACCAUCGAGGACUCCUCUGAGGAGGAUGAGCUGAGGGAGGAGGAGGAGCUGCUGCGGGAGCAAGAGAAGAUGAGGGACCUGGAGCAACAGAGGAUCCGCAGCACGGCCAGGAAGACCAAAAGAGACAAAGAGGAGCUGAGGGCCCAGAGACGCAGGGAGAGAUCCAAGACGCCCCCCAGCAACCUCUCCCCCAUCGAGGAUGCCUCCCCUACUGAGGAGCUGCGACAGGCUGCAGAGAUGGAGGAGCUCCACCGAUCCUCUGCCUCAGAAUACUCCCCCCAGAGCCUGGACUCAGAGGCUGAGGGAUACGAGUCUAAACUCUACAAGUCUGGCAGUGAAUAUAACCUGCCCACGUUCAUGUCUCUGUACUCUCCGACUGAGAAGUCAUUGACGACCACGACGAUCACUGCUCCCUCCAGCAGCAAGCCCCUGAAGAGUGCUGAGGAGGUGUAUGAGGAAAUGAUGAGGAAAGCUGAGUUGCUGCAGAAACAACAGAAACCGCAGCAGCAUCAGAAACAACAGAAACCGCAGCAACAACAGAAACAGCAGCAGCAACAAGGGAGACACAACAGUACAUACAAGGAUGACACAAACGGCCAACAGUAUGAAGAUGAGUACGAGUAUAAGCAGGCAGAGACUGGCUAUGAAAACGAAGCAACAGAGACAGGAGAUAUCUACGAAGAGAUCCGCCAGACCUCCCAGAACAUCACUAAGAUGCACCAGUCCUCCGCCCUGGAGUUACAGCAGCAGGCAGACGACCAGGUGGAAGUAGACAACAGUACAGAUAAGCAGCUUUUAGAUACUGGGUCAGCCUUCACUAAGCUGCUUGAGCAGACCAAUGACCUAUUGACUCCUGGCACCAGCCCCACUCAGCUCUCUGCACCUGUGUCCUUCUCUGAGACCGGAGGAAGGAUCCCUGAUGUACGGGUGACACAACACUACUCAAAAGGGAUGAAGAGCCAGACGGGUAAAAAUGGCAUCACUCCAGUGGCGGUCGUCACCACAAUAGCCGCCUACGGGGUUUAUUCCCGGGAUGCAGUGACCAUCUCCCAGACCAGCGUUAGUCAAACGAUGACUACCACCCAAUCCACCAUGUAUGGUCGGCAAACUGGAGGUCCCACCACUUCAACCACAACCGUCUCAAAUGUGUGCAGCAAGAUAGCGGAGAUAACACAGGCAUACAGCCAGAGAGAGGUGGUUGCGAGGAGCGUGGGGGAGAACCGAGGGGUCCAAGUCAGAGACAGUGCAACAUCUUCAGAGCACGUCAUAGAGACCCGCUCGCCAAAGAUGGCUUCGUACUACAAGAGCUCCAGCCCCCCUCUGUCUCCCUCCGCAUCGCCCACUGAGAGCUUAAGUCGCUCCCCCUCCAGGAGGGUCGAGAUCUCCACCCAGACGUUCAGCCCAGGCAUAGUGGCUCCGUCGGCUGGCUCAGGGCCCACCUCCCCAGUGAUGGUCCAGGGGACCCAGACAUCUCACAGAGUCGUAUCCCCACGCCUUUUCAGACAGCAAUCCUCCCAGGACUCCCACUACAUGGACACCGAGCACACAAGCCCUGCCAAACCAGUGACGGUCAACACGGCCACCUCACCUUUAUCCUCGCCCACCAGAUUCAGCCGACAGUUGACAUUAGAUGGCUACUCUCCACAGGCCAGUCCGCCAGACAGCCCUCCAUACCACCAGUCUCCUCACCGCAGCUUCUAUAGGAUGCAGAAGGUGGAAAAGGUCAAUGUUGGCACCAGCAUGGUCACCACAGCUAGCACCUACAGCCGUGGUUCGAUGUCUAUGGACAACAUCUCUCUCUGCAGGAUCUCCACUGUCCCAGGGACCUCGAGAGUGGAGCAGGGCCAGAUGAUCUAUGGUGGGAGCGUCGUGGAUCUGAGAACAGUGGAUCUGAGAACAGCCACUAUACCAGCUCCCAUCAUCAUGACUGACCACGGCAUGGAUCUUACGUCUCUGGCCACAGAAACACGCAAAUACACCAGUGGGCACGAGGGGAGCCACCCUUCCACCAUCAUUCAGCCUCUCAUAAUGAACCUGAACACCCAGCAGCACCCCCAUGUGAUGGUAUCAACCGCAACCACGGUGAGCGUCACGGUGGCCGCCUCCAUGUUCAUAUCACAGCCCCAACAGCCCAUGGUCUACGGGGACCCUUUACAAAACAGAGUGGACCUGGGCCAGGGUUUGGGCUCAGCCAUGUGCCUGUCACAGAACAAACCACCACCCACUGACCCAUCCAUCCCCAAGAUUGAUGCCAAGCUGGAGGACCUGAGCAUCCAGCAGCAGCAGCUGAUGGAGCAGCAGCAGAAGCUUCAACAGCAGCAGCAGCUCUUGGAGCAGCAGCUCCAGCAACACCAUCAGAUGCAGCAGCAGUCCUCCUUAGGUCGGUACAACCUACCAGGCCAGAUGACUCUGCUCAAAAAGGACCUUCUGGUCAGCCAAACCAGCAACUCCCCAGCCAUGGUCAGUGCUAUAUCCUCCGCCGUCGCCCCUGACAUCUACAGCACUGGAGGUCCCCUGGAGCUGAAGAGCAAGCCAAUGCCAGGUGUGAUGAACCUGGCAGGCGGUGGGCCUCAUGGCAUGAUGGUCCAGAUGAAUGGAGCCCCACAGGGAGGACCAGUGACCCAGCUGGUGAAGACAGAAAAGAGCCAGGAUGCCGUGGACCUCACAGGGGGGCAGAUCAAAGCUGAGAACCAACCGGCCUGCUGUGAUGUAGUGUACCGCCUCCCAUUCGGAGGUAGCUGUGUUGGUGGUCCGUUCUCCCAGAAGCAAAAUGUUGAUGAGACAGUGGCCACUCAAGAGCCAAGACCACCCUCUGCGCCACCACUCUCCUACGAGUCGGACCAGGAGGGCCAGUAUCAGGAUAUUUCUAUGGACGGGCGUAAAGCCUAUACACUACCGUACCCGGGGCGGCUACAGCCCUCGAUGUCUGACACCAACCUAGCAGAGGCCGGACUCCAGUCCUACCACUCCAAGAUGGACCCACACAUCACGGCCUCUGGAGAGCUGGCCGUGGACCUCAGCACCAUGAAGCAUGCCUAUGAGGGAGGCUUCCUGGGACUGGGCAUGCAGUACGGCUCCUACACUGACCUACGCCAUGGGGGUGACCUCACUGCUACUGCCCUGCCCAUACGCAGAUUCAACUCCCUGUCAAACAUUAGCUCAGACUACGGCUACUCGCCCCGAGACCUCGCUAACUUCCAGGAGUCCAACCUGGCCCAGUACAGUGCCACCACUGCCAGAGAGAUCAGCCGAAUGUGCGCUGCCCUCAACUUAAUGGACCGCUAUGGGAGCAAUCCGGAGCUUGUGCAGUACGGUGUAGGAAGGGGAACAGGUCCAGGUGGCAGGCUCAACUCAAUGAGACAAAAUAUGCUCUAUGGACCUGAUGGGAAGCCAAUCUCUCAAACCCAAGCGCUCACCAACAUGAUCAAUGCCAGGCAAGCCAGCCUCCGAGCCAUGUACCCGUCUGCCAUGAGGUCUGCUGAUGGAAUGACCUACUCCACCAUCAACACGCCCAUCGCAUCCACCUUGCCAAUCACUACCCAGCCUGCCUCAGUGCUGUGCCCACUACUGAGGGGAGUGUACAGGCCUUUACCCACUGCCAACAUGACACCCGUGCCUCUGGCCAGCCUCACCAGGAUGCCUGUGAACCCAAGGAUGCCUUUGUCUGGGCAGGCUCCAUACCGUUAUCCGGCUCCCAACAUCUUCCCAUUCACCACGUCGGCCUCUGUGAGCAUGCCUGCUGCUAUCACCACCACCCAGGAUGCCCCAGUCUACCUAGGGAAGCCCUCUGUGAAAUCAGGUGCAUCUGAUCCAUCAUCUCAACCUCUCUUUGCCCAUACAUCAGCCCCGGUCAGCUUGCCAACAGAGCCCCAGCAGCAACCCAUGAACCUGACCCAGGCUCACCUCCACACUCAGGCCACAGGGCAGCCCCGGGUCCAGCCUCAGAACCAACCUCCAGCCCAGCCCCACCACAUGCAACCUCAAUCCCAUCCUCAGAGCCAGCCUCCACCCCAGAGCCAGCCCCCUCCAGCCCACAUUUACCCUCCAACACAAAGCUACACUGGGCCCCAGAGCAACACCCAGCCCCCUCCGUCUGGCCCACCCUCCAGCAGCCCAGUCAACACUGCGACGGAGACGGAGGAAAGGAUGCAGCGCCAGCAUGAGCAGCUGUUGCAAAUGGAGAGGGAGCGUGUGGAGCUGGAGAAGCUGCGUCAGCUACGUCUGCAGGAGGAGCUGGAGAGGGAGCGCAUGGAGCUGCAGCGGCACCGCGAGAAGGAGCAGAUGCUAGUGCACAGGGAGAUUCAGGAGCUUCAGACCAUCAAGGAGCAGGUCCUGCAGCAGCAGCAGGCUGAGAGGGAGAGCCAGCUGGUGAUGCAGAAGGAGCAGUUGGCCCAGCAGAAAGCCCAGCUCGACCAGAUACAGUCGCUGCAGCAGCAGCUUCAGCAGCAGCUCGAGGAGCAGAGGAGGCAGAAGACUGCUGCAGCUGCUGCUGCAGCCACCGCAGCCGCUCAGGUGGUCCAGAACGGCCAGACCCUGCUGCCCUAUGGGGAUCAAGUGGGCUUCAUUUCCCUGCCCAACUCCUCCUCGGACAUGUGUCUAAGGAACAAUGAAGAGCAUAUAGAGACCAGAACCAACAUGAGGAGGCAGAACUCCACCUCCAUGCCCCGGCUGAGGGACGGAAUGGAGGGCGAGAGCAUCCAGUUCUAUGGAGCACGGAGGAUCGUGGAUAGCUGUGUCCAGACGGACGAAGAGGAUGGCGAGGAGAGGUACAUCAUGUCCCGGCGCAGACGCAACAGGCGCAGUGUAGACUGCAGUGUCCAAACCGAUGAUGAUGAGGAGAAAGUGGAGUGGGAGCAGCCUGUGAGGCGCAGGCGCUCUCGCUUCUCUAAGCACUUGGAUCCCGGGGCCGAAAACAAGACAGACAUAGCCUCCAAGACAGCCGCCUCAUCCAGCAUCGCCAUCCAGACCAUUCGAGAUAGCUCCUGUCAGACCGAAACAAACCAACUGGGGAAGGUGUCCCCGGCUAUCCACGUCACCGUGCCAGACCCGAACAAAGUCGAGAUUAUCCACUACAUCUCAGGCCCUGAGAGGACCCAGAAGGGCCAAAGCCUAGCCUGCCAAACAGACGUUGAGGCCCAGUCUCAGGGCGUGGUGGUGCCUCAGCUCAGUGUGCCCACCACCGUCAGCCCCUACUCCACAAGCAUCCAGCUGGUGGGGUCCGCCGACCCACGCCAGCAGCAGAACAGGAGGAGGCCAGACCCCCUAGAGAUCAGCUACCAGACCCAGCCAAUGAACCACCUCCACAAUGAGUCCCUCUCCAGCCUGAUCCGUCAGCCCCCCAAGUCCCCCCAGGUGCUCUACUCCCCUGUUUCCCCCGUCUCCCCCCACCGCCUCUUGGAGACGUCCCUCUCCAGCGGCGGGCUGAACAAGGCCCAUGUCACCCCCCAGCAGAAAGCCUACACGGUCGAGUCACCCCAGCGCCACCCCAGCAUUCCCCGGCCCAUUAAGAGCACACAGAGGUCCAUGUCGGACCCCAAGCCCCUAAGCCCCACUACAGAUGAGACAACCAAGGCCAGGCUAAACCUGUACCAGCAGCAAGCUCUUCAGAGCCAGCUGGCCGCCCUGCAGCAGAGUGCCCUGAGGAAGGUGAAGAGGACCCUGCCCAGCCCCCCUCCAGAGGAAAGCCACCUCCCCAUCAUCACACCGGCCCUCCCCCAGAUGUACAUGCCGUCCGUGCCCUCCCUGAGGGCCGGAACCAGGCCAGGUCUGGCAGCCAAAGCCAGCCUGCUGAAGGACCUCACCCACGAGCUGAAGGCUGUGGAGCAGGAGUCCACCAAGCUCCGCAAGCAGCAGCAGGAGCUGGAGGAGGAGGAGAAGGAGAUUGAUGCCAAGCUGCGCUACCUAGAGCUGGGCAUCCAUCAGCGCAAGGAGACCCUGGUGAAGGAGAGGGAGAGGAGGGAUAUGGCCUAUCUGCGCUGCAUGGGCGACCCGCGAGACUACAUGUCAGACAGCGAGCUGAAUAACCUGCGGCUGGCGGCCGCUGUAGCUUCCUACGAGAGCAACGGGGUGCUGACCAGACCCAGCACAGCACCAAUGAGCCAGUUCACCAGCGACUUCAACACAGCCGCCCAGUUUCCUCCCACCUCCUCCUUCGUCUCCUACCAGUCCUACCACACCCUGAGCCAGCCAGCUCCAGCUCCAGCUCCCCAGCCCGGCACCCCUUACCAGACUGCAGCCUUCAACCAGCCCCCCUACCCUUCAGUGUCCCAGGCAGCGGCUCUCCCCCAGCCCACCCCCUGCAGACCCAACAUCCUCCCCCAUCCUACCAGACCCAUUCCUUCUCCUCCCACACAUUCCCACAGAGCCAUCCCCCCUACCCGACAGAGCAGGGUGUGCACCCACUGCCUCAGCAACAGCAACAGCCUAGCCACCAGGGAUUCCAGCAUGCCCAGCCUGGCCAACCUCCCUACCCCACCCACACCUCUCCAUACCCCAGUCAGGUGUCCUACCCAGCUGGCCCUGCGCAGAUCACUCCCUACCAGCCCCAGGUAG
Oncorhynchus tshawytscha (Chinook salmon) is the source of this 8026-nucleotide messenger RNA. Its product is annotated as protein bassoon-like. Gene Ontology annotation, cellular component: GABA-ergic synapse; cytoskeleton of presynaptic active zone; axon. Gene Ontology annotation, molecular function: structural constituent of presynaptic active zone. Gene Ontology annotation, biological process: presynaptic active zone assembly; protein localization to synapse. NCBI's taxonomy places the organism in Eukaryota, Metazoa, Chordata, Actinopteri, Salmoniformes, Salmonidae. The transcript has 3 exons. The coding region runs from base 35 to 8026 and encodes 2663 amino acids. The record is from RefSeq and is a predicted model, not a curated record.